This is a messenger RNA of Centrocercus urophasianus (Greater sage-grouse), 1290 nucleotides long. RefSeq names its product D-aminoacyl-tRNA deacylase 1 (gene DTD1). Lineage: Eukaryota; Metazoa; Chordata; Aves; Galliformes; Phasianidae. The coding region runs from base 39 to 662 and encodes 207 amino acids. Gene Ontology annotation, biological process: tRNA metabolic process. Gene Ontology annotation, molecular function: D-tyrosyl-tRNA(Tyr) deacylase activity. The record is from RefSeq and is a predicted model, not a curated record. Gene Ontology annotation, cellular component: cytoplasm. The transcript is spliced from 6 exons.
GCCGCCACCUCCUCGCGCCGGGCCCGCGCCGCGCCGCCAUGAAGGCCAUCGUCCAGCGGGUGGCCCAGGCCAGUGUCACAGUGGGUGGUGAACAGAUAAGUUCAAUAGGACGAGGCCUCUGUGUGCUGCUGGGCAUUUCUUUAGAAGAUACGCAAAGAGAGCUGGAGCACAUGGUUCGGAAGAUCUUAAACUUGCGAGUGUUUGAAGAUGAAAGUGGGAAGCACUGGUCCAAAAGUGUGAUGGAUAAACAGUACGAAGUGUUGUGUGUGAGCCAAUUCACUCUCCAGUGCAUCCUUAAGGGAAACAAACCUGACUACCACAUGGCAAUGCCCACAGAGCAGGCGGAGAGUUUUUAUAACAACUUCCUAGAGCAGCUAAGAAAAGCCUACAAACCAGAGCUUAUUAAAGAUGGCAAGUUUGGCGCCUACAUGCAGGUACACAUCCAGAAUGAUGGGCCUGUAACAAUAGAACUGGAGUCCCCAGCUGCUGCUGUUGACCCUAAACAGCUGGCAAAACUUGAAAAGCAGCAACAAAGAAAAGAGAAGACCAGAACCAAGGUACCCUCUGAAUCAAGUAGAGAAAGAAAUGCCCCCCGUAACAAAGAUGACCCCAGUGCAAGCAGUGGAGCUGAAGGAGAUGUGUCUUCAGAAAGAGAGCCAUAGCUCAUCCAAAGCAGGCCUCAGUUUCUCACACAAAAGCUGCACUGGAUCCUUGAGGAGAGACCUAAAAGACAUUCACCUCAACACCACUCUUUGAGGACUUUGGAUAAAAAUGGAAAAGCAGAGCUAAGACAAUAGAAAAUUACAUCAUUCUGUAUUGAAACAACCAAAGCAAUGCUAUCAGAUUCAGUUGUUAAUGUGUAGUACCAGUAGUAAAAAGGACUUGUAACAUUUCUGUGUAUGUGUUUUCACAUGACUGCCGAAUGAAGGAUGGCUGUAGGCAGAUUGUAGCAGAACAUUCACUCUUGGUACAUAAGCUACAUUUCAAAAAUAAAUCAGGGUUUUUCCUUAAACUUACACUUGAAUUCUAAAAGUCAUUCGAGCAAGCUUGUACUUUGAUUGCAGCUCUAUGAUGUCAUGUGCUAUCUGUUUCCAUCUCAGCAUGAAGGUCUGUGUAUAUUUUGGCAUAUUGUUCAAUUGCUGUGUAUCACCAAGUUAGGCAGUCUAGUCUUUCUGCAUGGAUUAAGUUAUUAAAAGGGAAGAUCAGGCGCUAGUUGUUUAUCAUGCGAAACACAUCUGUCUUGUAAACUUUUUUAAAUACAGAAAAGACUUUAUUAAACAAAUGAUGCUA